Molecule: messenger RNA, 501 nt
Organism: Prunus armeniaca (apricot)
Lineage: Eukaryota; Viridiplantae; Streptophyta; Magnoliopsida; Rosales; Rosaceae
Source: the annotation of a GenBank genome assembly
AUGGCGGGUUGUUCUUCGAGCUUUGGAAUAUCGAAUGUUGUAACCCUGCGGAACGAGGUCGUUUUGAGGAAGAUUUGGAGCCAGAAUUUGAUUUUUGAUGGCGUAAGGUUUAGGAAUGAUGCAAAGGAGGUAGCUUUGCCAGUGUUCUGUAGGAACAAUCGCUUUAGACAUGGGGUCAAUUCCUUUUCGGUGAAGAAAGACCGGAAUUUUAUGGUCAUGAGUAUGUCUCAGCCUCAGGCUGAAUCACACUCUGAGUUGGGAGCAGUAACGGUUUCAAAUGAGGGAGCUGAUGUUAUUUUAGGAAAGGAAACGAGGAUUUUGGAGAAUGAGCAUAGAUCAAAAACCGAGAAUGGUGUGCUUGAUGGUAGUGGUGGUGAUGGGAAAUACACGAAUGGUAGAGGAGGAGGGGGUGGUGGUGGUGGCGAUGAUGAUGGGGAUGAUAAAGAAGAAGAAGAGUUUGGGCCACUUAUGAAAUUUGAAGAGAAAAGUGCUUCUCCUUAG